Synchiropus splendidus (mandarinfish) is the source of this 3023-nucleotide messenger RNA. RefSeq names its product phospholipid phosphatase 2b (gene plpp2b). The record is from RefSeq and is a predicted model, not a curated record. The transcript has 6 exons. NCBI's taxonomy places the organism in Eukaryota, Metazoa, Chordata, Actinopteri, Syngnathiformes, Callionymidae. Gene Ontology annotation, molecular function: phosphatidate phosphatase activity. The coding region runs from base 288 to 1151 and encodes 287 amino acids. Gene Ontology annotation, biological process: signal transduction; phospholipid dephosphorylation; phospholipid metabolic process.
AGUGCGUGUUGCAAACCCGUCACACUUGCUCGCGGGACACUGUCAGACUCCGCCGAACUUCCCGAGGUCCCACCCGGACACUGGCACUUCGAGUUCCCCCCCCUCCACCCCGGCGGCAGCUGCGUGGGUCGGUUCAAAAGGCUGUCGUCAAUGUCGGCGUGGGUCGCCGAGUGGAUCCCGGAAGAGCUCGAAGUUCAGGUUGCCAGCUUGUUUGUAUAGUUCCGAUGGACUUGCGCUCCGUUUCCUCUAAGUUCUGACGAAGUCUGGGCUCCGACGAACCGCAGAAAAUGAAGGAGGCGAAGAAGAAGCGACUGUACGUGGUGGUGGACGUGUUGUGUCUGAUCGUGGCGGGGCUGCCGUCUCUCAUCAUGAACGUGAUCUUCAAGCCCUACCAGAGAGGCAUCUACUGUGACGAUGAGACCAUCAUGUACCCACUCAAGCCCGACACCAUCACACACGGCAUGCUGGCCGCCGUCACCAUCUCCUGCACCGUUGUCAUUAUUUCCUCUGGAGAGGCCUACCUGGUCUACAGCAAGAGGAUCUACUCCAACUCAGACUUCAACCAGUACGUCGUCGCGCUCUACAAGGUGGUGGGAACCUACUUGUUUGGAGCAGCUGUCAGUCAAUCCCUGACGGACCUGGCCAAGUUCACAAUCGGCCGCCCGAGGCCUAAUUUCAUGUCCGUGUGCGCCCCAAAAGCGUGCACGGGUUACAUGCCGGUGAUCAACUGCACGGGCCAACCUCUGGAUGUCACCGAGUCCAGGUUGUCAUUCUACUCUGGCCACUCCUCUUUUGGGAUGUACUGCAUGCUGUUCCUUGCGCUGUACGUGCAGGCGCGGCUGGUGGCUAAGUGGGCUAGGCUCCUCCGGCCCACCAUCCAGUUCUUCCUGGUGGCCUUUGCCGUGUACGUGGGCUACACCCGGGUGUCGGAUUACAAGCACCACUGGAGCGACGUGCUGACGGGGCUGCUGCAGGGAGCGCUGGUCGCCGUGCUCAACGUGCGCUAUGUGUCCACCUUCUUUAAGAAACGCCCUGCUCGCUGCAAAGAGACGGCCGACGGCGAGGAGCCGGAGAGGAAACCCAGCCUGCAGAUCGCAGACUCAGAACACGGAAAUCACUACAACUACCACCACAGUCCUGGGCCCGUGUGACCACGCAGCAGCUGCCCACAACCAGGUGCUCGGACCUGGGUGUGGAAUGUGAGCAGGAAACGGUCUGAGUGGCCUGCAACGAUGGCGUGCGAAGCUGCAACAUAUUGGAAAUGAGUUUUGAAAUUCUGGGGACCACCACGACCCCCAGCUGUUUCUCAUCAACAGGACUGACUGAAUUUAAGACUUGUACAGCCAAACACGAGGAUGACCUUCUCUUCUGCACCACAUGACAUGGAGAGUCUUUGUUUUAGACAUCAGUUUCGAUGUUUCAGUGUAAGACACCAGGUCCAACACAAGACACAUUUCACUGUUUCUUCUUGGCCAUAAAAUACCUGGGUGUGAAAGUGACGGCUCUCUAAUAGGCUUUUUUAGUUAAAUACGAGUGAGCGUUAGAGGUGAUUUCAGACCUAAUGAAGUGUGUGAAACAGGAUGGAUAGUUUGUCAAACCUGUUUCAUCGCCGUCGUCUAUUGAAAUAGCCGAGGAGCACAAAUGAAGCCAACUGAACCAACAGGCCCAGCAAGAGCUAAUCCUGAAAUUAUAUGACAAUGUGAGAGGUGACUUUUGGAGAAUGAUAGGUUUGGCUCCUGACUGUUGUCAUGGGUGACCUUUACUGCUCGUGCUGUACAUCAGCAUCAGAUAGAGAUGAGAUCAUCAGUCGCUGGAUUGAGUGUCAUUUUUCGAAUGGUCACUUUAAUCUGUUGCAUGAAAUGCUCAUCAUUCUGAGAGACAUGUGCAAAGAAUUAGCCAUAACAUGUUACAACACUCAAAACGGUCAUGUUCUCACCGAGCGUACUUAUUUAAACUACUUAAAUCAGCUAUGUUUCGUUUUGAAUCAGUAGCAAAAUACUGAAACUGCAAUUGAAACUUCAUUCAAAAUACUGACCUCAAUUCGGCUGAAAGCCAGUCAUGGUUGAAACUUUCAAAAGAUCCAAAUAUUGUUGUCGUUUUCGUGUUGGAAGAGUCAGACCACUACUACAUUGGCGGUAAGAAAACAUCUUUUACAACUGUAAAUCAAACCUGAAGACGAAGUUUAAUUUAUUCUCAAUGAUUUUUGUUUAUUGACUUCUAUAAGCGCUGUUUUGUUUUGGUGCAAUCACGCCUGCUUGCCACUAUGAGCCACAAACACUGUGUUUGUCUGUUAUGAUUGUGUCUUUAGAACGUAUAUGCCUGCUUUCAGGUUUUGUUUCUCACAGUAGUUUAGUCCUCAAAUUCUGCUGGUUUACUCCAUUAACUGGUUGAAGGCAAACGUGAGUAGAUUUCAAGAUGAUGGUGAUGCUGUAGGGUUGUUAGUGAAGUCACCAAGCCCACUGCAGAAGAAAGCGCCUUCUCUGUUCUUGUGUUGACCUGGAUCGGCUUUACAGUUGUAAAUGCGGUCUGUCUGUGAUCUCCCUCCCUUAUCAGACUGGACAGAAGAGGAGCCGGGGGCGGCGGCGUGACCCCUCACCUGGUAAUGAUUGUGAGUCGAGGUGCUUGGAGGGGUGCGGUAUCGCUGGUUUUAAACACAUUUACAGCAAGAAACAGCUGGAACUGGUUGUGGUUAAUUGCGACGAGCCCCUUCUUCACCCCCCCCUUCGCCUCACCUCCGCCUCCCCUGCUUCUUGCAUCUAUUUCAUCCGAGCAUAACUGCGGCCUGAGCGAGCAGGAGGAGGAGGAGGAGAAGGAUGAAGGGUCAUUAUGAUGGAAGUUCUCAGCUGGUAUUGUGGCUCCAUGUGCUCUUCAUUUACUGGGUGUGUGCCGAAAAUCAGAUACAGCUGGUGUGUGUCGACGUGCCGCCGUGGUUUUGGUCGUGUUUGCUUAUGCGUGUAGAUGAAAUCUGGAUUUUGACCCAGAGGAUUUCAAUAAAGCUUUUUCAUCUAUGUAUUAAAUCUGUG